ACCGCGUUUUACAUGUCUUUCCAUCUCCGCGCAGCCAGCAGCGUGUUCAGUUUUUCCGUCGGCUGGUGCAGAAAGCGCUUUGAAGACACGCCGGGUGAGGAUCAAAAGGCUUUUUGUGUAAUCGGUGGGUGUGACCGAGUCGUCCCCCGCCUCCCCCUCCUUUUUGACUUUCCUUUUCCGGUUUUUUGCUUUGCCAAGUGCCGCCAGUGGGACUCCAGCGUGCCCCUUCCCUUCUAGGGCCGAGGGGGGGGAUCCAGCGGGUUUCUGGUUCUGUGGGAAUGCGAGCUCUCCAACUCUGUAAACAGCUGGUGACUCACUUCAUAGCUAUGGCACCGACUGACUGCAAGGCCCGAGGCUGUGUGUGUGCAGGGAGGGGGCUACAGCCUGUUUCCUUUCUGCACUGCCUGCACACUGCUUUCCCCGUUACUCAUUGGGAUCAUUUGGCCAAGACCAGGAGCCUUUCCUUCCUCCUUUGCGUGCUAAUGUAUUUGUGCCUGUGGCUCGAGUAGGACGGCGGCAGGGGUGCGUGCUGAAUACCAAGCGUGACGGGGGAAAUGAGGGAGAGGUGGUCCAAAGGGGGAGAAGGGGAAGGUAUCUGUGUGGGGGGGGAGUUUGCCCCUUCCUUUGCUGUCUAUGCAAAAAAAACAGAACUUAACAGGGCAUGACGGUCAGCCUUUGGCUUCCCCCUUUUCUUUCCUCCCUGCAGCAGGUGACAAGUGCCCCUGCUGGGGUUGCACCAUGCAGACUGUGAGAACCGGUUACCAUUUGUCCCAGGCACUCUUAGCUGCUCUGAACCGAGUCUGCUGCAGAGGAGGAGAGGGACGGUUGCUGGAGAUGCUGUCCGGGGCAGGGGGGGCGGGUGGUUAGUACUAGGCACGAGCCUGGGCCCGGCGCGAUGCUGUGCUAAAGGCACCGCACACCAGUUGCUUUAAGUGGCCCAUUCAUCACGAAGUGUCUGUCGCUGGUCUGGCUCGCAUGCUGCGUGAUGGGAGGCAGUCGAGACGGGUGGGGGAGAGACUAGCCGGGAGAUGGAGCACUGUGCUGGAAGCCAGAUGAAGUGCUUUAAUAAAAAGGCGCUCAAAUCCAGGGAAAUUCCUCUACUCUGCACUUGUUCUCACCCCUUGUUAUCUUGAUUUGUGUGUGUGUGUGUGUGUGUGUGUGUGUGUGUGUGAGAGAGACAUGAUGAUGAAAUGUCUUGACUGGUGCAGUUUAAGUACAAGCUGAGCCAGCAUCCCUCCACCACCCGGCUCCUGUCACCCCCCCACCCUACCUUCGCCACCCCUCGCUGCUGCCCACCCCCACCGCCACCCCCACCCCGGGGUGUUUGCAGACAUGAAUGAGUUUGUUUACUCUUUGACGACCUCGUGAUGUCUUUGCACAGACAUGACCUGAAGUCAUUAUUGCUUUUGGGCUUCUCUGUUUCCAUGGCGACUGUCUCAGGGUUCACUACUUUCCCAAGGUCACCAUGGCAACUAUCAGAAGGGAAUCAUGCUUGGGAUGCUUUGGCUGGAUUUUUCAUGAAUGAUUAGAAUGUGUGACACGAUGCAGACGUGGAAUUGGGGAGGGUUGGGGUAGGAGGGGGGGGCGAACUCCCGCCAGACAGUCUGUGCGCUGCGCGCCCAGCGCCACCGCAGCCUUCCAAAUCUGCUCGAGCCGCUCCUCGGGAGGGACGGACUCGGUGUCAAAGCCGAAGCCCUCGCGCCCGCCCCGGCUUCUGCAGCCAAGAUGCUGGGGAAAGUGUAGGGCGAUGCCGUGAUGUCACAGUGCAGGGCCCUCGGCCGUGGUAGGUGCAGAAUGAGCGCUUGCUCCGGCAGUGUCGUCGCUCCGGCUCGGUGGGCGUGAAGGUUCGGGAGCGAGGGCCAGCGCCGCGGCCUGAAGGGGUGUAGCGACCCGCCGAGUUGCAAUUUCUGAGCAGUUUUGUCCAGGCGACUGUGCCCAGGUUAUGACGACUAAUCCCAAACCAAAUAAGGCAUUAAAGGUAAAGGAGGAGUCGGGAGAGAAUGCCCCAGUGCUGAGUGACGAUGAACUCGUGUCAAUGUCCGUACGGGAGCUGAACCAGCACCUGAGGGGUCUCACCAAAGAGGAGGUCAUCCGCCUGAAACAGCGGAGGCGCACGCUCAAGAACAGGGGCUACGCUGCCAGCUGCCGCAUCAAGCGCGUGACACAGAAGGAGGAGCUGGAGAGGCAGCGGGUCGAGCUGCAGCAGGAGGUGGAGAAGCUGGCCAGAGAAAACAGCAGCAUGAAGCUGGAGCUGGACGCCCUGCGUUCGAAGUACGAGGCGCUGCAGACCUUCGCUCGUACCGUGGCGCGAGGGCCCAUCACCCCGACCAAAGUGGCCACCACCAGUGUCAUCACCAUUGUGAAGUCAGCCGAAAUCUCAUCCAGUUCUGUGCCAUUUUCGGCAGCGUCCUAGUGCCCUCGGCAGGGGAACCCAGCAGCCUUUCAGAGGGGAGGGGGAAAGGGCUCUUAUGCAUCGUCCCAGAGUCCUUGGUCACUUCAAGAAUUGGCAUUGGUAACAAGUCUCUCUUCCAAAAGUGCAAAAAAAAAAAAAAGAAAAGAAGAAAAGAAAAGAAAAAAAAAAAAAAGAAGAAGAAAGAAAUGUCUACAAAGGGAACUUAACUGGCUGCUCCUCUGUGAACUCAGCGGCUCUGUGAACCUCUCGUGGCCGGGAUUUGAGCUCUGUAUGUAGUACAAGUUUCAAGGCUCGCUUUGUCCUCCCUGUUCUUCCCCAACCCCCUGCAGGCUGUGGGCAGCUUUCCAGCUGGGAGAAGAUAGCUGACGAGCCUCCGGAGCUUUCACGAAUGAUGCUCAAAAGCCAGGAAAUAGAUGGACUGUAGGGAUCAUCAUGUGAGGAAUGUGGAGAAGAAUUUCCUUUAGUGGCAUCCAGCUACCCUGUGAGAAGUUACUUCACCCUCCACCACCACCACCUCCAUCUGUAAUAGCAGUGGCAGAGAAAUAAGCUCCGGAGCAGAUUUUGUCCUGCUGUGCAUGGGUGUGGAUGGGUGGGCGGCAUCGUACAGAGGGCAGUAGGUCUGGGUGAGACCACACCAGUUAGGAAAAACCUUGUCUUCAUCCCACACUGAUUACGAGUUUACAUGAUUCAAUACUUCCUUCACCCCACCCCACCCCUAACCUGUGUGACUUACAAGAACUAAAUUGUAGCCUCUCUUAUACAAAG
Molecule: messenger RNA, 3178 nt
Organism: Alligator sinensis (Chinese alligator)
Lineage: Eukaryota; Metazoa; Chordata; Crocodylia; Alligatoridae
Gene: MAFK
Product: MAF bZIP transcription factor K
Exons: 3
Coding region: 1943-2413 (156 amino acids)
Biological process (GO): regulation of transcription by RNA polymerase II
Cellular component (GO): nucleus
Molecular function (GO): RNA polymerase II cis-regulatory region sequence-specific DNA binding; DNA-binding transcription factor activity, RNA polymerase II-specific
Source: RefSeq, a predicted model, not a curated record